UGUGUCUGUCCGCCAGUGCGGAAAGGGACAUGGAGAAGCCUCCGACAGCGCCACAGAGCUACCUCCGCAGGGCGUUAGGUCUUUUCCCCCGGGUCUUUGCUGCCGACACUGUGGCCGCCGACUCAGAGGCCCCUGCGGAGGGGCAGAAGCUGUCUCCCUACUUCUCAGAACCCCAUUACCCGGAAUCUGGAUGGGACCGCCUCCGGGAGCUGUUUGUUAAAGAUGAACAGCAGAGAACCUCUGAAGAACUUCAGAAUAUUUAUAGGGCGGCAAUUUCAGCAGGCAUCAUUGGCUUUGCGUAUGGGGGAAUACCAGCUUUUGUUCAUGCUAAACAACGCUACAUUGAGCAGAGCCAAGCAGAAAUUUAUCAUAACCGGUUUGAUGCUGUGCAAUCUGCCCAUCGUGCUGCCACACGAGGCUUCAUUCGGUAUGGCUGGCGCUGGAGUUGGAGAACUACAGUGUUUGUGACUAUAUUCAACACAGUGAACACUGGUCUAAACGUGUACCGAAAUAAAAAUGCCAUGAGCCAUUUUGUCAUUGCAGGAGCUGUCACAGGAAGUCUUUUCAGAAUAAACUUAGGCCUGCGUGGCCUGGUGGCUGGUGGUAUAAUUGGAGCCCUGCUGGGCACCCCUGUAGGAAGCCUGUUGAUGAUACUUCAGAAGUACUGUGGAGAGAGUGUUCAGGAGAGAAAACAGAAGGAUCGACAGGCACUGCACGCGAUGAAACUGGAUGAGUGGAAAGCUAGACUACAAAUGACUGAGUUACUCCCUGAAGAGAUUGAAAGUAGCUUACAGAAAAAUCGAUCUGAGGAUGAUGCUAAGAAAAUUGAAGCACUGUUAAACCUUCCUAGAAACCCUUCAUCAACAGAUAAGCAAGACAAGGACUGAAAGACGUUCUGGACUUGAAAGCCAUUGGAGAGUUGAAGGGAACUGUGUUCUCAUGUCCAUUGAAUGCCAGUGGUCAGGCCAUGACGCUGUCUAGUAAGCCCUGGAACCUGUAGUGGCAGGGACUUUUUUUUUUAAGCCAAGAAUUGGGCUAUUGUACCCUCACUUUACUUAGCCUUAAAUUUAAAUAAUAUUUAUAUCUAACUGAUAAGGAUAUAAAUCUGUAUUUAAAUUUAAGACUAAGUAAAGUGAGGGUAAUAUAUGUAUUAAUAUGUGUAUUAAUGUAUUCUUUUCACUAGAUUUUACAAAAGUAAAUAAAACAUUUCCCAAAAUAUCAAAGUUGAAUUCUGCAUGAAUAUAUUUAUUCGUGUAGCCCUUUAAAUGGUGUUCUGGGAGCCCCUAGGAGAAGGAGAGGAAAGAACAGGGAAGGCAGAUGACCUGUGAAGCCCUUUUGCCCUGGAGACCUGGAAGCAGCAUGGACCUAAACACAUAAUAGUGUUUGGUUUUGUUUUAAUAGAAAUCGAAGAUGAUUCCUGUGCCAUUUGAAAUAAAAUAAAAAUGUAACAGAAAGGAAGUAGAUAGGCAUUAUUCAGGACACAGCAUGACUUUGUUUCCUCUUGGUUUAGUUUAUCAUUAUUAUUGCUGACCAGCUGUCUACCUGUAGUACGCAGGAGUUACUUAGAGGACGGACACAGUCCCUGCACUCCAGGAGCUUGCUGCCUAAGGAGGAAGCUGUCCUGCAGGUUGUAACUUUUACUAAAUGAGAAGCAAAAAAAUUACUGAAUUAAAAUAAGUGUAUUAGUAGGAAGAAACUGCUAGUAUUUUGUUUUGGUGUUAGACCCUGUGACGGUUAAGGUUGUGUCAGCUGGCCUGGGUCGUGAUCCUCCUGGUUUGGCAGUUGUGAUGUAGUUUGGCAGCUUUCUAAUGAUGGAAUCAUCUCCAUAAUGAGAUCUGUUGUGAGUGGCCAUCAGUUGAAAGGGAGUUUCCCUGGGGCUGUGGCCUGCAUCCAGUAUAGGUGGACUUUUUGGCAAGGCUCACUGGCUUUUGCUUGCUCUCGAUCCUGCAGCUGGCUGUUCUUUAUCUGACUUCCAGAUCUUGGCACUUGAGCUAGCAGCUUGCCUGCCAUCUUACCUGCUAAUCUUGGGAUUCAUCAGCUUACACAUCCUGUGAGCCAGAGACCUCCUGUCUGACCUUCCGAUC
This is a messenger RNA of Trichechus manatus latirostris (Florida manatee), 2084 nucleotides long. RefSeq names its product translocase of inner mitochondrial membrane domain containing 1 (gene TIMMDC1). NCBI's taxonomy places the organism in Eukaryota, Metazoa, Chordata, Mammalia, Sirenia, Trichechidae. The coding region runs from base 30 to 887 and encodes 285 amino acids. The record is from RefSeq and is a predicted model, not a curated record. Gene Ontology annotation, cellular component: mitochondrion. The transcript is spliced from 7 exons.